AUGGAUGAAGAAAACGAAAUUUUUAUUACAAGUCGGAGUAGAGCGCCGAGCAUCAUUAAUGUCAAAUCUGAAAAUGUUCGAGUCUUUGUUCAACUCCCAGAUCUUAUCCAAGAAGCUGCGGUUUCUACAGAAUUUUCCAGUCCAAACCUAAGGAUAAAACGAGUCCAUAAUAACCGAGUCAUUGGGCCGUAUUUUAUGAAGCAGCCAAUGUUCUACGUCGCUUCUCGUACAGACUCUGGAAUUGACUUGCCCGAUUUGGACGUGAAAGAUGAGAAGAUAUUAGCAAAGUACGGCUUAGAUUUGACAGCCAAUUUUGCUGAUAUCAAAGCCUACGGAGCAGAAGCUUUCUUCCAAAAGAAGAAUGCCUCAAAUGGCUCCAACUAUUCCCUCUGUGCUUGUGCCACAGGAUACAUAUGGAUUUCGGUCCGAACUUUGUACGAAUCCACAAACCGAAAAGAGUUCUCUGACGUGGAAGUACAAAUCGGAACGUUUGCGUUGAAGGCUAAAGCCAUCACCACGAUGGAAAUCCCAUUGCAAUACAUGUAUUCUGGACGCGAUGAUCCGCUAGAUGGACAACUAGCUCUACUCUGUUCAAUCGUCCUCGGAAAAUACCUACGCCUUCGAAUGAUCGGAAAACAAUACGAAAGUGCAGCAGAAACAGCGAUUAAAGAAAGCCGCAGACAGUUAUCUCCGCUCAGGAUCGUCGACCCAGGCCGAUUCGGAGAUUUCGAAUCAUUUUUGACACAAAUAUGCGAGAACGCACCACUGCCGCCAACAUCAGAUGUGUCCCUGAUAUCGAGAUCAAUGAUUACGGGACGAUGGAAAAUCUGGAGAGAGCGAUCCAUUUUACGAAGACGAUACUUCCUACCUCAUCGAGUCGUCCAAUGCUUUCGACAGUCCCAGCAUGAUUCGAUUGAUCUACUCAGCGGCUGUUUCCAAGCUCUUACCCCUGAGAAGUCGAACUCACGACCGCCUAUUAUUACUCCACUUACCUGA
This is a messenger RNA of Lachnellula hyalina, 996 nucleotides long. RefSeq lists its product as uncharacterized. The transcript is spliced from 2 exons. The record is from RefSeq and is a predicted model, not a curated record. The coding region runs from base 1 to 996 and encodes 331 amino acids. Lineage: Eukaryota; Fungi; Ascomycota; Leotiomycetes; Helotiales; Lachnaceae.